Molecule: messenger RNA, 540 nt
Organism: Heterostelium album PN500
Lineage: Eukaryota; Evosea; Eumycetozoa; Acytosteliales; Acytosteliaceae
Gene: tmem50
Exons: 4
Coding region: 1-540 (179 amino acids)
Biological process (GO): protein targeting to vacuole; late endosome to vacuole transport via multivesicular body sorting pathway
Source: RefSeq, a predicted model, not a curated record
AUGAAUAGGAUACAAUACAAUUCGGCGUUCCAAAUGAAGGAAGUUCAAUGGCCUGUAGUCUUGAAAGAUAAGAACAUUAAAAAAAUGAAGAAAGUAUUGGCAUUUUUGGCAGGUGCAUUUUUUAGUAUAGGAUGGUUCAUUUGGAUUGAUGGACAUGUUUAUGAGAAUCAUAGAAAUAGAGAGACCGAUGGAUUUGGACCAUCGAUUCAAUGGGUUUACUAUCUACCGGGAAUCUUUGCAACCGUAGCACUAGUUAUGACCAACAUUGUCAAUAUAGAGUCACUGAGUGGAUCGUCGUUCCUCUCUGACGAAGGUACUUCAACAAAGAUCCGUAUCUGGUUAUUCCUUAGUUUUGCUAUCAGUUUUGGUUGUGUUGCCGCUGCCAUUUGGAUCAUGGCUGCCGUCUUUAUGCCACCACACAACAAGAACUCUGACGCUGAGUACCCAGGUAUUGCUUUGACCGUUCAAAAUGUUAUGAUUUUCAUUAGUUCAUUGACAUUGAUGUACUCAAAGUCAAGAAGAGAGGAAAAUGAAUUUUAA